ACAUUCACACGGCCUUGAGUGGCUCGUCCGUAUCGUCCGGUAUUGCCUGUAUCGUCUGUUCCGUCUGGUCUGUACGUCCGUAUUCUGGUUAUUAGCUUGAGGUAUGGCAGUGGCCAGAAUUAGUGUACAGAAUUAUCGAUGCAUUUCAACGUCUGUGGUAUGUUGUGGUAAGAGGAACUUUAGAAAAUUUCUUUUGUACAACAAACGUGGGACGAAGCUAUUUAAAGAAAGACAGAUGACAAAGGACCGGGAUCCAGAGCUAUUUCACGACCUGGGAGUGAGACCUGUUGGAUAUCAUGUAGGGGACACAUUCGUUAAAGUGCCCGAGAUGAUCCCAGAAUUGAUUGUACCAGAUUUAACAGGCUUUAAGCUGAAGCCAUAUGUGUCGUAUCGAACACCUGAUGUGGUGCAGUCAGAAUUUACACCUAAAGAUCUGUUUAAUGCAGUAUACAGUGAGAAAGUUGUCAAUGACUUCAAGAAUGGAAAACUUACCGAGACUGGAGAGCCUUUAGAACCCAGUCCAGAGGAGCAGCUCACACCUGAAGAAGCUUAUGUUCAAGCUAGGAAAACUGGAACAGAUAUCUUCUAGGUGGUACUGUGUGUGCAGCGCGUGUAUGUCAGCAGCAGAAGAGACACUGUUGCAAUAAAAGUUGUAUACUUUCACAAAUUAA
This is a messenger RNA of Cryptotermes secundus, 671 nucleotides long. RefSeq names its product 39S ribosomal protein L41, mitochondrial (gene mRpL41). The transcript is spliced from 3 exons. Gene Ontology annotation, cellular component: mitochondrial large ribosomal subunit. The record is from RefSeq and is a predicted model, not a curated record. Bases 104 to 589 code for a protein of 161 amino acids. Lineage: Eukaryota; Metazoa; Arthropoda; Insecta; Blattodea; Kalotermitidae. Gene Ontology annotation, molecular function: structural constituent of ribosome. Gene Ontology annotation, biological process: translation.